Messenger RNA from Amaranthus tricolor (Joseph's coat), 1023 nucleotides. RefSeq names its product stress-response A/B barrel domain-containing protein UP3-like. The coding region runs from base 115 to 813 and encodes 232 amino acids. The transcript has a single exon. The record is from RefSeq and is a predicted model, not a curated record. Lineage: Eukaryota; Viridiplantae; Streptophyta; Magnoliopsida; Caryophyllales; Amaranthaceae.
AUAAGCAAAGUAUAUGCCUUGUCCAUUCAUAGACCACUCAAACUCUCACACAUCUUCAUCAUCUUCUCUUUCUCACUCAUCUUCCCACCAUCAAAACCACUCAAAAAAACCACCAUGGAAAUCUCUUCAUCACCAUCAUCAGAAUUAUCUGAGAUCAUCGAACACGUGGUACUCUUCAACAUCAAAGAUCAAGAACAAGAUCAAGAUCCAUCAAAUGUCAAAGCUAUGAUCAACAAUCUCAACGGUUUAAAUUCACUUGAUUCUGUGCUAUACCUUACUUCUGGUCCUAUCCUCCGUACUAGAUCACUCCCUUCUUCUCUCAGAUUCACUCACAUGCUUCAUGCCCGUUACUCCACACGUGCUGACCUUUCUCACUACACGCUCUGUGACCAACACGUGUCAGUUGUUAACUCUUUUGUUAAACCCAUUUGUGAAGAUGUUAUGGCUGUGGAUUGGCCCGUUAAUCUAUCGGGUCCGACGGUUCCAAGACCCGGGUCGGGUAUGAGAUUUACUUUCUUUAAAGUUGAAACUGAAGAAGAAAAGGAAAAGUUAAUUGAGGGGUUAAAAAAAAUAAAAGAAAGUAUAGGGAGUUUUGCGCAAAUGAGUUAUGGAGAGAAUUUUUCAGAACGUGGGAAAGGAUUCAGUGUGGCGUCACUUGUGGUGUUCCCUGAUUUAAAUGAACUUGAUGCAAGUGAAGAGUAUGAAGAUAUGAUGAGAUUGUUGAUUGAUAAGAUUAAAGUUGAUGAUGAUCAAAUUAUAGGCGUUGAUUAUGUGGUUCCUCGUAUUACUCCUGUGAUUUUUGGUACAGAGUAGUCUGUCCGUACCAAAAUAUUUGUCCCAUUAUUUUAUUUUAUUUUUUUUGAAAUGGCCCAUUAUGGUUUGUUGGGCUAUGAAGUUUUUAGAAAGUAUGGGGUGAAUAUUUGGAGAAAGAAAAAUUGUAACUUUGAGGGUUUUUUUAAAAAAAAUAAUUUUUGUAAGUUUUUUUCCUUUUUGUUCAAUUUUUUUGGUGUAGCCUUUGGUUUA